GGAUCGACGCGGAUGCAUGCACGACCCCAUUCAUUGACCCGUGACAGUUACCGUGCAACCAAAUGACGCAGMGCAACAAAGGUUUGCUGCGAAAGGAUCGGCGCCGUAAUGCAACACCGUCGUCGAGGGGCCAAAAUGCUUUUGCGUCCCAGGCGUCGACGCCGACGCCGACGCUUCCCUCGUGCCCCCUGCCACCGGCGGCGGUCUUCGCGGUCUUCUUCCUGGCGGUGCAGCUCGUGGCCCUGAACAUCGGGGUGAUCCUGUUCGAGGGGAAAGGUGCCGGGAACGCUUUCUCCCGGUCGGGCGCGAUCCCGUCGAAACGAGAUUUUCUGGCCCGGACGCAGACGCAGCAACAGCAACGGCAACGGCGGGCGGGGCGGGAAGCCCCCGACGGAAGCUUCAACGGGCACCCGAUCUACCACCGAACGCRAAAGGACGUCGAAACCUUUGUGCACUGCGUGGGCGAAAACUACCAAGAGAGACUCUCGUGGAAGAAGAAAUCGUGCGAAUUCAAAAACUAUUUUUGCUUCGAUGCGGCCACGAAGAACUAUGUGGUCUUCGACGCGCCGGAAAACAAAGCGAUCUACGAGCACAGAGAYCGCCAUCCCUUGCUGGAUUUUUCUCAGUCCUACCUGAAGAUGGCGCCGUCGGAGCCGAACAGUGUUUCCCUGGGAGGAAUCAACACCAAGUGGGGGAAGGAUACGCAUCGUCUCGAAUGGUCCCCGGAGAUUCGAACGAUGAAUGCCGACGAGUCCUUGUCGUAUUACGAACUUCCAUCGAGUGUCGUCAUGAUUCCCUUCCACUCUAUGAAUGGGAGCAACCCCGGGCAUUUGGUCUGGGACGACUUCUUGCCCAUAUUCACGCUUCUCAGCAUGUUCCAACUGAAGGAGAAAUCCAAGGAAUUGAUGCUGAUGCGGUAUAUUCUGAAAGGCAACGGGGACUCAAAAGACGGCGRGGGUUCCCGCGGGCUGUGGGCAUCGUGCGACUGGACCGAUGAAAAGAAAGAAGCGUGCCGGAAGAUGUACAAGAAAUUCCUUCCGCUGAUGCUUGGGGCGGACCCGGUUCGAGAGGAUCCCGUCACGACCGAGGAAUUCGACUUUCGGCCUUCGAGCGAUGCCGGCAAGAGCUCGACGACACUGGUUUGCGCAAGCCACGGGCUGGCGGGGAUCGGUGCGCUGACCGACCACGGGACGGAAAAGACCCACGGCUGGGACCAGAGCGACUACCAACUCACCCAGAACCACGGCAGGGGUGGCACGAUAUACGAAUUCCGCAAUUUUAUGCUGAGAAACAUGGGCAUCCCGGUGGAAUCGCACCAAGAACCCCCSUUUCGGGUCGUCUUUUCCGAGAGCAGCUCCAGCAGAGAUACUCGCAAUUUCGACUUUAAGAAGCAAAAGGAGUUUCUGAAACAGAAUUUUCACCCAUCCUACGUCUCGGUCGAGUCUUACGUAUUKAGCGACCUGUCCCUGGCGGAACAGCUCGAAAUAUCGAGCCAGGCAUCUAUUUUUAUUACGUCWUGCGGUGGUGGGGCAGUGUCGGCCAUGUUCAUGCCCCGGGGAUCCAGUGUCAUAAUGUACUAUGUAGAAAAUGGUGGUAUUGUCAACAACAAACCAACGGGCACGCCCGCAAGACUGGAUUGGGACCUCUUCAACAACAUGGCCUAUCUCAAGGUGCAUUGGCUUCCUUCCUCUACUAUGAACACUGAUGCCGAUACCAACGCUCUCUUUCUGUUGAUCCAACACGAACUGGAAGGGUUAAUACGAGAAAAGAGCUACGACCAUUUCUUCAACUAGCGGCCAUCUUUCCGAGAGUGGCUGGAAGAUCGAAGAGUACUUGCUCUGUAYUUCGUACGAGUACUGGKCACURGUACUACUGUUCGAAUGUUUGGAGCUCUCACCAGCAACAAUUGGUGCUAGSUAUGAGCAGGACAUUGGAUGCAGAACCUUUGSCCAUGCCAAUGUGAAACUAUCGUCCAGGGGAUUACUACUACCGUMAGAAUAACAGCACGUUGUUUUCAUUCUUGAAAUAUGGUGGGAUGUCCGAUCUAGAAGUACCAACUAGAACAAGCAGGAGCGACACGAGUGACAGUCGUCGUGACAUCUAGACAACGAACUAGUUAGUAGAUGCAUGAAGCCUCUUCUUUCGAGAGGAGGAACACGCAUAAGAACGUCAUUGACGAAGAAACUUCUUCUUCUUGUCGUCGAGGUUGUUCUACCAGCAUCCACCAGCCUAGAAGCAUCGGUAACCAGCACUAACACUAGAACUACUAUUAUAGUAGCAGAUGUACUAGCUUUUUCUAUUUUGUUAUUCCGGUAAUUUCGAGUUGGCCCUUUGGUGGGGGCAAAGAUACGAAGUACCCYAAUGCUAUCGAACAAACUAGUGGGAAGUAAGAAUAAGAAAAGUUCAGGCACGACGAUGUGCGACAAAAAUWAGACUCCUUCGAUUGAAUCGUAGCUACCAUCCAUGAUUCAAUUCAAUCAGUCCCUGAUUGACUCAUCGGGGGCUGCGCAAACCGAAGUGGAGAAAAAACGCACGUUCCGUUGAUUCGAUUCUCCUUCUUCUAGUCCUUGUCCAUCAAAACUUGAAAACAGACGACUUAGCUGAUGGACCCAUCAAACGUACGUAACUACAAUUCCAUAAAAUUUUUGAGUCGCAUCCAAACCUUGCACAGGAAUGCGUUGAUGUACAUCGRGAUUGAGAUGUCGUAUCUCAAGAAAAUGUACAAGUCACGCGACAAUGUAGCUCGUCGACGCCACCAUUGYGCCUCGUUCUCGGUGGCUGCAACUACCGCCGUAGUUUGCAUGCUCUUCCUGGUGUCGGUGCAACGAAUCUCSUCCUUCCCGCUGAUUUCUUUGAAAAGACAAGUCGGGAGUCGGAGGGCGUUUUUGUUGCCGCACAGAUCGACGUCGACGGACGGAGGUGCAGAGGCAAACGUCGAAGAUGCUGUCAGACUGGGAAGAUCUGAAUUCGAGAAGUACUUUGACUUYCCUCUCGAUGAUUGGCAAUUGCAAGCCGGCGGGUCUAUCUUGUUGGGACACAAUGUUAUUGUGUGUGCACCAACCGGUUCCGGAAAAACGGUGGUAGGCGAAAUGGCACUUCACGCUGCUUUUGAUCGAGAUCUCGAUGGCAUAUACACGACUCCACUCAAGGCUCUUUCGAACCAAAAGUUUUCUGARCUGAGACAAAUAUUUGGCAACGUGAACGUUGGUUUGUCCACUGGCGAUAUUUCGAUCAACAGAGAUGCUGCUCGGUUGACCGUCAUGACAACAGAAGUGUACCGAAACAUCGCUUGGAGAUCGAGCAGCUUAGAACAACAAGAUAGUGAGCUUCMGAAGGAAAUAGGGGACGAUGAGGGGGAUUCAGGUAGUAACGACCUUCGGAAAAACUCUGUUGUAGUCUUGGAUGAAUUUCAUUACAUGGGACAGCCUGGGAGGGGUGGUAAGAAAAUACUUGUUUUAUAUUGUUUAAUAUUCGUCACAUCCACAMAUGCAUUGACUUGACACUGAAUAUCUAUUUGUGCUUUUGACGCUGAAACAAMCCUUUGCUAGGAGUUUGGGAAGAAUGUGUCAUUACGUCGCCUUCGCAUACACAAAUUAUUGGUCUGUCGGCAACAUUAUCAAACGCGAAAGAAUUAGCUGAUUGGAUGACCACUGUCACUGGAAGACAUACUGAAUUGAUUGAAGCGCCCGGUGCAAGACCUGUGCCUCUGAAAUACCUGUUUGCAACGCGAGAGGGUAUUUUUCCAUUGUUUAAAAACCCUGAUGCAGGUCCUGGRUCCCCAUUGGGUCUGUUAGGAUAUAGGGGUGAUGGAGUCCCAUCUUCAACAGGCAAAGCCAACAGUAAACAACGACAAAAUGCUUUAUCGGAUACAGAUGACGAUGCGUUUCCAACCAUCAAGAAGCUUCCAAAAGGYCUGAGAAUAAAUCCCGCUUUAGGUGCACUGGCACAAAGGAGGGUACAAAAAGUAAAUCGAAUGUUGGAAAGACAGAAGGAAAACCAAAGAASUAGAAGAGAAGAUUUCGAUAGGACCGACUGGUACGGCGAAAGAAGAGGCCGCGGCCGUGGUCGUGGUCGAGGUCGCGGCCGUGCUCGCAAUGACGACGACGACUCUUUUUAUASAUCAGAAUUCACUAAUCGAAUGGUGAGGAAAGAGCGAGAACGAUUAACGAAGAAGGAAAUGAGAAAAGCAGUGCCCUCUUUACCAAUUCUGCUGACGCGAUUGAAAGAAAAGAAUUUGCUUCCAGCAAUAUUCUUCAUUUUUUCAAGGGCCGGCUGCGACCAGGCAGCUGAAACGAUUUGCAAUUCAUAUAAGGGACCACGAGACCCAAACUUUGAUCUUGACUUCGACGAUGACUUCAAGAAAWCACGGCAAAAGGGAAGGUACGGGAAAAAACAGAGUGGUCCAGCGAAUCAAAGGCGAAGAAACAAGAGUGUUGGUAGAAAAGAUGCCAACGGUGACGUCAUAUUAGAAGAUAAUGAGGGGAGAUCCUUCCGAUUGAGUAGCAACAACAUCGAUGAAAAUGCUUUCAAUUCGGUGCUAGAUGCCAACAGCGAUCUCUCGGACGAAUACUUCUCUACGUCUGAAUCCCCACUCUCUUCUGAGAAUUGGARGUUUUACGCCUCUGCUGGCUUGCUCAAUUUCGAUGAAGUCCGAGAAGUGGCGAAACGAGUAGCUCAAUUCAAUGAGGAAAACGAAGAAAUCGCGUUGGCUGACAACGUUGUCGAGCAACUGUUAUUCGGACUCGGCUGUCACCAUGCCGGAAUGCUCCCUGCACACAAAAUGCUUGUUGAGAGGUAAAUUCGUCCUUUUUUGUUUGUUCCGUCUAAACUGGAAAUCUAUUGAUUCUCUUGYCACGAAACUUACUAUUUGUCGGAAUCGACGUUUGUGUUCAAUCUAUUGUUUYAUUCCAAAUUGAUUAGCCUCUUCCGCCUGAACCUAAUGAAAGCUGUCUUCGCCACGGAGGUGAGYUCAAAAACUUUUGUGACAGUGUGAAUGUUGUUWCCGUUCUUUUUUUAUGMACYGUCAUCAAACUCACAAAACAUUACUUUCUGAUACGAACAAUUCUUGAUGCCCAAUUGACAACAUUGUGAAAGACGUUGAGUGCGGGAAUCAAUAUGCCUGCAAGAACGACGGUAAUUUGCUCCCUAGCGAAAAGAGGAGGGGGUGGUUCCAUGGCAGUCCUUGAAACAUCGAAUUUACUUCAAAUGGCAGGGAGAGCAGGAAGGAGGGGAAUGGAUACCACAGGAACAUGUGUUAUUGUCGCAACUCCGUUCGAAGGCGAGGACGUCGCAGGAAAGGUUCUAACAGAUCCGAUCAAACCGAUUUUUUCRCAGUUCCGUCCAUCGUAUUCCCUUGGCGUGAACUUGAUUUCGAGGGGAAAUGGGAAGCUCGACGUGGCGAAGCAACUCGUCAGCAAGAGCUUUGCGAAUUGGGGCAGGUUGCAGAUGGAGGAAGCUCUGAAUGGCUCAUCGAAAGCCAACGAACUUGCAGAGGUCCUGGUCAACGUCGCAGAAGAAAAAUUUGUGAAUACGUUGGUUCGUGUGUUUGACCGCAUUGUCCAAAGCAGAAGUGCUAAGUUCGACACCGCGCUCUUGACCUAYUUGGCAGACAUUUUCAAGGAUCGCGAGCUCCUGAAGAAAUCGUCUAAAAACUUUGAGGCCGCAAAGCUGGCGUUUGAAUUGGAAACAACCACUAUGGGUUGCCUCGAAAUGGAAAUGAAAGAUUCCUUUGGCGACGGAACAAGUCUUUUUGACGAAGACGAGCUUCUGCAGCAGGUAGAGGAACAAAAGGGGCGAGUAGAGCAAGCUAAGAAAAGCCUGAAGCGACAUCCUUUUACAUCAGUUGUGAAGUUCACGAAUGAKCUGUUGAGUGAGGAAUCUACAGAGAGCGAUGAAUUGCUUACAGCACUCCAUAAUAUCGAAGGAAUGGGAGACAGUUCGAUUAUUGAUGCCGAAGAUAUUGCCAGGUUUGCCAAGUCUACCGUUGUGGUAAAACGAAAGCUAAGGAAAAUUGCCAGAUCCAACCCCGACAUGGACCCAGAGGUGCUGCUUCUUUUGGAAACACARAAAGCGAUGGAGGAGGUCGAGGAUUCUGCUUGGAAAGAAAUGCUAGCUAUCACCAAGGUUAUGAUUGCGUAUGGUUGUAUAACUCCCGUUUCGGGCGCCAGAAAAGAAUACUCCGAUACAGAUCUAGAGAACGAAACAUUCGAAGUCACCCCAGCGGGCACCGACGUUGGCAUGCUGAGCUUCGAGAAUUCUUUGUGGUGCWUCAUGGCAAUGGGUGGGACGUUUGAUGUUACGAAUGCGUCUGCCAAGUUCGAUAAGAUGAAAGAAUCCAUGGAAUUGUUCGAUUACGACGACGAAGACAGCGAUGCGUCCGAUCGAGAUGCUGCAGCAGAAGCAGACGAUAGUGCACCGUCCAAGUCGCAGCAGGAGGCAGAAACAUUGCUGUACCACCUGCGGGAAUUGUCUCCGGGUGAGAUGGCCGGGUACGUGAGCUGUCUCGUAACGGGCGAUACCGGUCGGAGAGGCCGCGGCGGGGACUCGAUCGGUGUGUUCAAGCGCCUGGGACCCCGUCUGCAGCGAUCGAUCCAGGUCCUCCUCGACGGGACGGAACGCUUCCUGGACGUGCAGAGGCAGUACUUCCCAGACGAUACCAAGGUCCUCGGCUGCCAGUUCGAUCUGUCCCACGCCGAGGUGGUCGAGGCAUGGGCGAACGGCUGCACCUGGAGCGAGGCGCUGGAGAUUUCCGGGGUGGCCCCCGGCGAYCUGACCCGCAUCAUAGGGCGGGCAACCGACGCGGUCCGGCAGUUCGGGGCCCUCCCCUUCCACGCCGUCCGCAAGAACGACCUGGAAGGAGGAGCCGGGGCCGUCGUCGACCCCUACCACCGCGGGAUCCACCCCGAGGUGCGAAAGCUCUGCCGCGAGGCCGUCGCGCAGAUGAACCGGUACCCGGUGAAGGAUCCCCUCCCGUUCGACGACACCGAGGAAGACCCCGAGUUUUCCGACGAGGACGUCGUUGAAGAAGAAGAAGAAGGCCCUGCAAGCGUGGACGGAACCGAAACCGACGGCACGACGACCGACAGCGACGAAGCAGUAUGAUUGUUCGUUAGAAGCGAGGCUUGGCCAGCUACUGUAUCGAGACCGGUGUUUUGAAGUAGAGACAGAGAGGUGGCAUUAUUAUUCUAGUUGAAUGAAAUUGUCUCUUUUUC
Pseudo-nitzschia multistriata is the source of this 7211-nucleotide messenger RNA. The record is from the annotation of a GenBank genome assembly. NCBI's taxonomy places the organism in Eukaryota, Bacillariophyta, Bacillariophyceae, Bacillariales, Bacillariaceae.